AUGGCAUUAAAACGUAUAUUCUCAUUUCAUUCACAUAGUGGACAACAACGUUCACGAAAUCAAAAUUCUGAACCAGUAUCAGAAUUUUGUCGCAUGUUUUCUUCUGAAAAUAGUGAUGAAAAUAUUAAUCAAAAUCGUAAUCAUACAAAUGGACAAAUUAACACUAUCGAACCAAUUACUAUUAGCACUAGUCCAGUUUAUGCAAAUGAACAACAAAAUCGUACUUGUCGACGUUCAUCAGUUCAAUUUCUCGAUAAGAAAGCUUUUCAAACGUUAGCAAGCCAAGUAUCAUCAACUAUGACAGAAGAAGAUGAUUCUCAUGCCUCAGGGAAUGUCUUCGAAAACGAGUCAAAUAUGUCAACGACAAAGUAUGAUGCUGAUGUUGAAGCUGCAUCAGAUCAUGAAAAAGCUCAAUGUCGUCGUAGUCGUCGUCCAUCUGUACAAUUUAUUGAUAAAAAUCUUAUACGAAGACGUUCAUCUGGUCUCGAAAAACAAUUACAAACUAAUCAACAACGACCACGUUUACCAUCAAUUACAACUGCCAGUGAUAGUGACAGCGACGUUGAAGAUGGUGCUGGUACAGAUAUACGAGAAAUGCAACAUAAAAAUUCAUCUGGUUUUAAUGAUUUUGCUGUUCGACGUAUAAAACAUGCACCAUAUGGUCGACGUGAAAUUGAAAUUGCUGAACAAGAAAUGCCUGGUCUUAUGGCAUUACGUCGUCGAGCUGAAGGUGAUAAACCAUUACAAGGAGCUAAAAUUGUUGGUUGUACUCAUAUAACUGCUCAAACAGCUGUUUUAAUUGAAACAUUAAUUCGUUUGGGAGCACAAGCACGAUGGUGUGCUUGUAAUAUAUUUUCUACUCAAAAUGAAGUUGCUGCUGCACUUGCUGAAGCAUCAAUUCCAAUAUUUGCAUGGAAAGGUGAAAAUGAUGAUGAUUUUUGGUGGUGUAUUAAAAAAGCAAUUGGUGGCGAUCAAGGUUGGCAACCAAAUAUGAUAUUAGAUGAUGGAGGAGAUUUAACACAUUUUUGUCAUAAACAUUAUACAACAUUAUUUUCAACAAUAAAAGGUAUUGUUGAAGAAUCUGUUACUGGUGUUCAUCGUUUAUAUCAAAUGUGCCGUACACAAACAUUAACUGUACCAGCCAUGAAUGUAAAUGAUAGUGUUACAAAAACAAAAUUCGACAAUUUAUAUUUAUGUCGAGAAUCAAUUAUUGAUGCUAUUAAACGUUGCACUGAUAUUAUGUUUGGUGGAAAACAAGUUGUUAUUUGUGGAUAUGGUGAAGUUGGUAAAGGAUGUUGUUCAGCAUUGCGGGGUAUGGGCUGUUUUGUUUAUGUAACAGAAGUCGAUCCCAUAUGUGCAUUACAAGCAUGUAUGGAAGGAUAUAAAGUUGUUCGUCUUGAAGAAGUUAUUAAACAAGUUGAUAUUGUUGUUACAGCAUCUGGAAGUAAAAGUACUAUAACAAGAGAGUCAUUAGAUAAACUUAAAAAUGGUGCCAUUGUUUGUAAUAUGGGACAUUCAAAUACAGAAAUUGAUGUUAGCUUUCUACGUGAUUUAUCAUCAAGUGAUUUACAAGUCGAACGUGUUCGAACAAAUGUUGACCAUGUUAUUUGGCCUAAUGGUAAACGUAUCGUACUACUUGCUGAGGGUCGAAUUAUGAAUUUAUGUUGUUCAAGUGUACCAUCAUUUGUUGUUUCAAUUACAGCUGCUACACAAGCAUUAGCUUUGAUUGAACUUUAUAAUGCUCCACCAAAUCGAUAUAAAUGUGAUGUUUAUUUAUUACCAAAAAAAAUGGAUGAGUAUGUAGCAAGUCUUCAUUUGCCCGCAUUCGAUGCUCAUUUAACAGAAUUAACUGAUGAACAGUGCAAAUAUUUAGGUAUUAAUAAAGCUGGACCAUUUAAGCCAAAUUAUUACAGGUAUUAA
Molecule: messenger RNA, 1920 nt
Organism: Rotaria sordida
Lineage: Eukaryota; Metazoa; Rotifera; Eurotatoria; Philodinida; Philodinidae
Source: the annotation of a GenBank genome assembly